CGCCCACAUGAAAGUCAAUUUUGGCGUCAUUCAGAGUCCGAUAUUUUUGCGUAAACUUGACGCUACUGAAAAUGUCUGAGAAAUUUGUUAUUUUCAAACAGAUAACAGAAGAUUACAUGUGUUUAUGGUAGUUGUGUGUAUCCCGCUGCUGAUUCAAUCCCUGACUCCCGUUAAAUCUCCAAGACAGCUUUUUUAUUUCAUCUAUCUUUGUUCCGUUCAGUUCAAUUUAAUGGAAAUGGCAUCCUCUUCCGUAGCCAGGCAAAAUCAAUCUCAAUUAGAAAACAUUUUUGAUGAGCUUGCACCUUAUUCAGCACCUAAAUCUACAGAGCCUUGGGACGUUUUUAUUAAUCACUGUGGACGUGAUGUGAAACACACAUUGGCCACCACCAUCUACCAUAAACUUCAUUCCAUUGGACUGCAUGUAUUUCUAGAUCUGGAAGCCCUUGAGGCUGGUGAUUCUAUUCCAGCAGAAAUACAACACGCUAUAGCUAGUGCUACCCUUCAAAUUGCCAUUUUUUCUCCGACGUAUGCCCAAUCCCCAUGGUGUUUGGCUGAGCUAUCUUCCAUGCUCAAAACUGGUGCAACAAUUAUUCCCAUUUUCUAUCAUAUUGAGCCCUCUGAUCUCAGAUGGAUUGAGCCAGGAAAAGGAAAAUAUGCUGAUGCAUUUUCAGAGCAUGAAAAGAAGGGCAGAUACACACCAGAAAAGCUUAAUGUGUGGAGAAGGGCACUCCGUGACAGUUCAUUCAUAUCAGGGUACACCAUCAAUAAUAACAAGGAUGAGGCCACAGUUUUGAAGAAUAUUGUGAAUUGUACAUUUCAAAUCAUGAAAAAAGUUCCAUUAUGGGUAGCCGAACAUCCACUUGGAUUGGAUGAGCUGAUACAAGGCUUCGAAUCAGUUGCAGGAGAAGAGAAAGUAAAAAUCAUGGGGAUCGCAGGCAUAGGAGGUAGUGGUAAAACCACAUUGGCCAAAGAGCUGUUCAACAGGAACUUUUCCUCUUUUGAGAGAUGCAGUUUCGUUUUCGAUGUGCGAGAUGCAGCAUCCAGAAAUGCUCUGUCUGACAAGCAGAAAAAGCUUCUGGCUGAUCUUGGUGUCCAUGAUUUGCCAUUCGACAGUGUAGACGAAGGCAAGAUCAUUCUUGCAAAUCGUCUGAGCUCUCAUCGAGCGCUCAUAGUGUUAGAUGACGUUGAUCACAUCGACCAACUAAGUGCUCUGUUACCCAAUAAAGACAACCUUGGAUCCCAAAGUAUGGUUAUUGUAACAACCCGGGAAUUGGGUGUCCUUAAAUCAUGGGGUAUCUCCAGCAUUUAUAAAAUGCCAGGACUUAGCAUGCCACAUGCUGGUCAGUUGUUCUGCUGGCAUGCUUUCUUGCAGCCCUUUCCACCUCCUGGAUUUGAAGUUCUGGUCCAGAAAUUCUUAAAGGCGUGCAAUAGCUUGCCUUUGUCACUGAAGGUAUUGGGGGCACAGUUAUAUGGGAAAAAGUCUAGAGAUUACUGGAAAUCCCAAUUAAAUAAGAUCUUAAGAAUAUUGCCUGGCGAAAUCAAAGAAAGGCUACAA
Messenger RNA from Cryptomeria japonica (Japanese cedar), 1555 nucleotides. Its product is annotated as disease resistance protein Roq1-like. The annotation marks the transcript as partial. Gene Ontology annotation, molecular function: ADP binding. The record is from RefSeq and is a predicted model, not a curated record. Gene Ontology annotation, biological process: defense response; signal transduction. The transcript has 2 exons. Lineage: Eukaryota; Viridiplantae; Streptophyta; Pinopsida; Cupressales; Cupressaceae.